Messenger RNA from Knipowitschia caucasica, 903 nucleotides. NCBI's taxonomy places the organism in Eukaryota, Metazoa, Chordata, Actinopteri, Gobiiformes, Gobiidae. The record is from the annotation of a GenBank genome assembly.
AUGCUCUCCUCUUCUCUAACAGACAGAUACAAUGGAUCUACACUGGAUCUACACUGGAUCUACACUGGACCUACACUGGAUCUACACUGGCCCUACACUGGAUCUACACUGUACCUACACUGGAUCUACACUGGAUCUACACUGUACCUACACUGGAUCUACACUGUACCUACACUGGACCUACACUGGACCUACACUGGAUCUACACUGGACCUACACUGGAUCUACACUGGAUCUACACUGGACCUACACUGGAUCUACACUGGACCUACACUGGAUCUACACUGGACCUACACUGGACCUACACUGGACCUACACUGGACCUACACUGGAUCUACACUGGAUCUACACUGGAUCUACACUGGAUCUACACUGGAUCUACACUGGCCCUACACUGGACCUACACUGGAUCUACACUGGAUCUACACUGGAUCUACACUGGAUCUACACUGGCCCUACACUGGAUCUACACUGGAUCUACACUGGACCUACACUGGAUCUACACUGGAUCUACACUGGAUCUACACUGGAUCUACACUGGACCUACACUGGACCUACACUGGAUCUACACUGGAUCUACACUGGAUCUACACUGGAUCUACACUAGAUCUACACUGGAUCUACACUGGAUCUACACUGGAUCUACACUGGCCCUACACUGGAUCUACACUGGAUCUACACUGGACCUACACUGGACCUACACUGGAUCUACACUGGACCUACACUGGCCCUACACUGGACCUACACUGGACCUACACUGGAUCUACACUGGACCUACACUGGAUCUACACUGGACCUACACUGGAUCUACACUGGAUCUACACUGGACCUACACUGGAUCUACACUGGCUCCAUCUUUGGCCUCGUCCUCAGAGGAAGAAGGCGUCUCUGCGUCCGCCUUGA